This is a messenger RNA of Schizosaccharomyces osmophilus, 567 nucleotides long. Its product is annotated as bcap family-like protein. NCBI's taxonomy places the organism in Eukaryota, Fungi, Ascomycota, Schizosaccharomycetes, Schizosaccharomycetales, Schizosaccharomycetaceae. Gene Ontology annotation, cellular component: endoplasmic reticulum membrane; endoplasmic reticulum. The transcript has 2 exons. Gene Ontology annotation, biological process: endoplasmic reticulum to Golgi vesicle-mediated transport; intracellular protein transport. The record is from RefSeq and is a predicted model, not a curated record. The coding region runs from base 1 to 567 and encodes 188 amino acids.
AUGACGAUUUAUUAUAUGAUUGUUUUUAUUCUACUGAUGAUAGAAGUAGUAUCAUUUGUGAUACUUAGCUUGCCAUUACCAUUGAAGGUGAGAAAAGCUAUCUUGAACACCGUCAGUCACUCUCCUAUUGCUGGUAAAAUAGAACAUACUUUGAAGAUUAUGAUCAUUUGUAUUUUAAUCUUGUUCUCGGAUUCUGUUCGUAGAGUCAUUCGUAUGAGCUCGGAAUUUGAAAUGUCUGGUAUAGCUGGUGGUUCUGUUGAAAAUGCCCGCACUGGAUUCAAGGCUGGCCAAUUUUAUGCUCAAAGAAACUUGUAUCUCUGUGGUUCUGCUUUGUUCCUUUCUUUGGUCGUCAACCGUUACUACCUUUCCCUCAAAAGCUUGAUCGCUAUAGAAGAGAAAUUUGAAGCUCUUCAAACUGAAGUCAAAUCCGGCAAAUCUGAUUCUAAAUCUUUAGAAGAAGCUGAUACUUUGCGCACGAAACUUGAAACUCGUGACAAAGAGUAUGCCACUUUGGCCGAUAAGUAUGCUGAAGCUACCAAGACUUUGGAGAAAAAGAAAGACAUUUAA